GCUAGUUCAACAAACCAUAUCUUAAAAUGUUUCGCUUGCUUUUGGCAUUAAUUUGUGCAUUUUCUUUUCCAUAUUUCUUAAGUACGGAAGGUCGAGAAGCAUGGAGAAAGACAGUGAAGGGUCGAGUGAUGUCCAACGUCAGCAUGACACUCUACUGGUGGAUCCAGCAACACUUUCCAUAUGAAUUGGUAAAGGACGAGGACGAAUGGGAUGCAAUCGGCGGUGAUGUGUUCGAGAAACCAGAAAUAAUUUGAAUAUCAUAAAA
Messenger RNA from Drosophila sechellia, 265 nucleotides. RefSeq lists its product as uncharacterized. The record is from RefSeq and is a predicted model, not a curated record. The coding region runs from base 27 to 254 and encodes 75 amino acids. The transcript is spliced from 2 exons. Lineage: Eukaryota; Metazoa; Arthropoda; Insecta; Diptera; Drosophilidae.